Messenger RNA from Capsaspora owczarzaki ATCC 30864, 1786 nucleotides. Its product is annotated as prolyl 4-hydroxylase. Gene Ontology annotation, molecular function: protein disulfide isomerase activity. NCBI's taxonomy places the organism in Eukaryota, Filasterea, Ministeriida, Capsasporidae. Gene Ontology annotation, cellular component: endoplasmic reticulum. The record is from RefSeq and is a predicted model, not a curated record. Gene Ontology annotation, biological process: protein folding; response to endoplasmic reticulum stress. The transcript is spliced from 2 exons. The coding region runs from base 54 to 1556 and encodes 500 amino acids.
GCAAAACUCAUUCUUCUUUGUUUUUUCUUCUUCUUUUUUGUAUCUUUUCAAUCAUGAACCGUUUCUUUGCGAUCGCGUUCGUGCUCGCGUUCUUUGUCGCCGGCAUCCGCGGCGCUGACGUCGACGAGAAGGACGUCAUUGUCCUCACCGACGACACCUUCAACUCGGUCAUUGCCGAGAACCAGUUCAUCCUCGUCGAGUUCUACGCCCCUUGGUGCGGUCACUGCAAGAGCCUCGUGCCCCACUACGCUGAGGCUGCCACCCGCCUGAAGUCUGCCGGCUCGCCCGUCGCCCUCGCCAAGCUCGAUGCCACUGUUCACUCUGCCUCUGCCUCCAAGUUUGAGGUCCGCGGCUACCCCACCCUCAAGUUCUUCAAGAACGGCAACCCCAUGGACUACACUGGCGGCCGCACUGCCAACGACAUUUUCAACUGGGUCCAGAAGAAGACCGGCCCCACCAUCGCCACCCUCACCGCUGUUGACGAGGUUGAGGCCUUUGUCGCUGCCAACGACCUCGCCGUUGUCGGCUUCUUCAAGGGCGACAACAACGCCGCCAUCGCCCAGCUGAGCACUGUUGCCGACGCCAUGGACGACGCCAAGUUUGCCGUUGUCAACGUUGACGACUCGUCCAUCCAGGGCAAGUUUGCCAUCACCGAGGAGUCUGUCGUUCUCUUCCGCAAGUUCCCCGAGGAGCCCGAGCGCGUCGUCUUUGACGGCCCCUUCGCCUCCCUCCAGAUCCAGGGCUUCAUCAAGGCCAACAGCCUGCCGCUCGCCGUCGAGUUCACCGACCAGAGCGCCCCCAAGAUUUUCGGCGGCGACAUCAAGACCCACGUCCUCAUCUUCCUCAACGGCCUCACCUCCGAGGAGUCCAAGACCACCCUCAGCGGCUUCCGCCAGGCUGCCGCCGAGUUCAAGGGCCGCGCUCUCUUUGUCAUUGUCGACUUUGAGAAGCCCACCUCUGCCCGCAUUGCCGACUACUUUGGCGUCAAGUCCACCCCCGACAUCCGCCUCAUCAAGCUCGGCGAGGAGGUCGAAAAGUACCGCAUGGAGCCCCUCAACCUCGAGGCCGAGUCGUUCAUCUCGUUCGCCACCAGCUACUUUGAGGGCAAGCUCUCCCGCUACCUCAUGUCCGAGGAGCCCCAGCCUUACAGCGGCACUGGCGUCCGCGUCCUCACUGGCCGCGACCACGACGAGCUCGUCCACGACGAGACCAAGAACGUUUUCGUCGAGUACUACGCCCCCUGGUGCGGCCACUGCAAGAAGCUCGUCCCCAUCUGGGACAAGCUCGCUGCCGCCUUCGACAACGUUGACAACGUUGUCAUUGCCAAGAUGGACUCGACUGCCAACGAGGUCGCCUCCGUCCACGUCCAGGGCUUCCCCACCCUCAAGUUCUACCCCGCUGGUGCUGGCCGCCGUGUCGUCGACUACUCUGGUGGUCGCGAGUACGACGAGCUCCACAAGUACGUUGUUGCCAACUCUGUCGAUGCCUCCCUCGGCGAGACUGGUGAUGCCCACGACCACGACCACCACGGUCACUCGCACGACCACGAGCUUUAAAUGAGAAUGGGUAUCCCCCCCCCCGCAACCCUUUUCAUUUUGUUCGUUUCGUUCUCGUUUCGUGCCCUGCUUUCAAAAACCAUGUUCUUGACACGGAGAGAAGCAGUUGUUGGCUGCUCCCCCCUUCUGUCUCUUUUGGUUUUCUUUGCCCCCCCCCCUUUUUUUUUGUGGGGUUUUGUCGCCCCGAAUAAUCUUUUGUUUGUGUUAGCAUCAUUAAAAUUGAUAACCCU